Microdochium trichocladiopsis is the source of this 2361-nucleotide messenger RNA. RefSeq names its product copper amine oxidase. Bases 1 to 2361 code for a protein of 786 amino acids. The transcript has 4 exons. The record is from RefSeq and is a predicted model, not a curated record. Gene Ontology annotation, molecular function: quinone binding; primary methylamine oxidase activity; copper ion binding. Gene Ontology annotation, biological process: amine metabolic process. Gene Ontology annotation, cellular component: plasma membrane. Lineage: Eukaryota; Fungi; Ascomycota; Sordariomycetes; Xylariales; Microdochiaceae.
AUGUCUGUCCUCAAGGCUGUGGUACUGGGCUGCCUAGCCCUGCCCUUCGUCCAUGCCGCCCCUCGACCUUUUCAAGCUGGGCCUCGAGCAGUGGUCCCCGGCUUGUCGAGCACGGCUAGCAAUGGAACCUGUCCUGCUCCAGUUACCGAGUUCACCACGGCUCAAGUCCCAUCCCCUUUUAAGCCUUUCAACCAGGACGAGUUAGACGCCCUUGUGGCAUGGCUCCACGCGCCCGAGCGUAACUUGAACCUGACGAAGGCCGAAGACCCCAACCUGGCCAUGUCAGACAACUACAUCUACCACAUCGAGGAGCUCAAACCCAACAAGACUGACGUGCUUGCAUAUCUCGACAAUGGCAUCCCGAUGCCCCGAUAUGCCCGCAUCACAAUGCAUGAGGGUGCCAAGCAGGUCCCGGUCGUGACCGACUACUUUAUCGGCCCUCUGCCGAUUUGCGACGAGACCGCAAUCCAGCCACUCGAUUACUUUUAUAAUGGAGUCAACGGACCCAGGAUUCUGUUCAACGGCGCCAUCAGCGCUGGGCCACGCGCAGCUGCCAUCGAGGCGUUCAUUACCAGAGAGAUGACCGCCCUUGCCGACAUUACCCAGGAUGUGCUGGGCAUGGCGUACUUCGGUGAAGAAGACGAACGCUCCACCUUGUCAUAUUUCGUCACGAACCCGUUCUCCAAGGAUGGAACGCAAGCGUUAGCCUGGAGCUCGUGGCGGCGCGCCGGCCUUGCACCCUAUUCUCAGCCAACCGAUCUCAACAUCCGCUGGGACAUUGGUGGCACCGACCCCUCGCUGUACAAGCUCAACAUGGUAGUGUACAACAACAAGGUCUACCACUCGGCCGAGGAGCUGCGCACUGCAUGGAAGAAUGGCCAGAUUGAGAAGCGCCCCUUUCUGUCAGCAGAUAACAGCUACAUCUACAAGGACAGGAAGGGCCCAGUCCGCGCACUCGAGAAUCGCAUGGCGCCCACGACUGUUGAACCAGAUGGGAAACGGUACAAGGUCGACGCGAAGAACAAGUACAUCGAGUAUCUGGGCUGGAAGUUCUACACGCGCUUCGACAGUGACAUUGGCCUUCAGUUCUAUGAUGUCAAGUUCAAGAACGAGCGGAUUCUUUACGAGUUGUCUAUGCAAGAUGCCAUUGCACAGUAUGCCGGUAACAACCCCUUCCAGGCCAGCACGGCGUACAUGGAUCGACAUUAUGGUAUUGGAGGGCUCCUCAAUCGGCUGGUGCCUGGAUAUGACUGCCCCUACCAUGCAACGUACCUGAAUGCCGAUUUCAGCUACUUGCUGAAGGCUGUGACGACCAACAACUCGAUCUGCAUUUUCGAGGCCGACAUUGGCACGCCCAUAACCCGACACUUUGAGCCUUCGGUGCCAGGAAGUGCCAAGGGGUAUCUGCAAUCCACCAAGGGCUCGAAACUUGUGGUACGACAGAUUGCAACCGUUGGAAAUUACGACUAUCUCUGGGACUAUGCGUUCUAUGUGGAUGGCACCAUCACGAUCGAUGCGCACGCUUCGGGCUACGUGCAAGCCACUUACUAUCGCCCCGAGGACGGAGGGCAGUGGGGUCCUCGUCUACAGGAGUCUAUUCAGGGCACCCUACACACGCACGUCAUGAACUUCAAAGCCGACUUUGAUCUGAUUGACACUGCAAACACGUUCGUUAAGACAGACAUUGUGGUUGAGAAUGUGACCAAAGAGUGGGCGCCAGAGCUCGGCGAGUUUGAGAUGAUGCGAUACAACUUCACGACGAUUGAAACAGAAGCACAGGGCCUGUUGCCAGGCAUUAGCAACGGCCAGACCAUGUACACAGUCGAGAACACGGCAAAGCUCAACAAGUGGGGUGUCCCCCGCGGCUAUCGCAUAGUACCAGGGCUGAGCAACGUUGGCCUCACGUCCCAGACGAACCCAUUCUUCCUCAAGUCGGGCCAGUUUGCCAAGCAGCCAUUUGCCGUAAGCAGACAGCACGACACUGAACCUGCUGCGUCGGCUGCCAUGAACCAGAACGUCCCCCAUGCACCCCUAGUCGAGUUCUGGAAGUUCUUCGAGGACGGGGAAGAUCUCGUCCAGCAAGACAUUGUUGCAUGGGUCAACCUGGGCAUGCAGCACUACACUCGGUCCGAGGAUAUGCCCAACACUCUCAUGUCCGAGGCACACUCGAGCAUCAUGUUUGCGCCCCAGAACUGGGGCGAGGCAGAGUUGACGGUGGAUCUCCAGAACGCCAUCAUCUAUAAUGGCAACGACGGUGAAGGACCCCUGCAGCCCGAGACGAACGGUGUUUCUCCGCCCGUGUGUUUCCCUCUGGGUAACCAGGACGGGCUGCUGGGCGUGUGGGAAGGUGUGGCCGCCUGA